AUGUCUUACCACCCCACGAAUGAGAUCGUACCCGUGGUGACCACGCCGUUGGCAGCCAAGGAUCCAAGCAGUGAACAACGAGACUCGGAAAAGUUUGACCGCAGGAAUACUACUCAACGCUAUGUCAAACAUGCCCGUGCAGCCAAGAGUUUUCUGAUAGGGCCUAUGCCUGUCCGAGAAUUUCUGGGCUUCUUGCCAGAGACGGAUAUGUCACGGAUGCCGCUUGCUGUGGACGCGUUCAAAGGCAUCCCUACCGAAGCAAAACAGAAAUGUGAAAUUAUAGCACCCAUAAUCACUGCGCUAAACGGCGAGGACGUGGAGAACCCUCGGUGUCCUGGCUUUGUCUUCAAAGACACCACCACGCGUAGCUUCGACUGCGGAAAAAUCGGCUCAUUAAAUCCCGACAUCUGCUGUUAUGUCCAGGAAUUCACAGACUCAGUCAAACCCAACCCUCCACCCACAAACUCACUCGCUCACGCUGAGUUACACAUUGACGUGAAGCGGAAACCCGGUCUUGAUUUUCUAUCAGAUGCCGCUCCAGACGAUGACCGUUCCUCGCAUAGCUUUAUUCUCAACAUCGAGGAUGAAACCCUUCGUAAGAGGGCCGAGCUAUCGCUGGGAAAGAACGUUGCAUGUGCGAUCGAGGCGUGCGCGCGACAGCAUCGCACGUUCUACUUUUCAGUCUCAUUGGCUGGAUCGCACGCUCGCCUCAUUCGUUCGGAUCGUGCCGGAGCAAUUGCCUCGGAGUCUUUCAACCUCCACGACAACCCGAAGCCCCUCUGCGAGUUCCUAUGGCGAUACGCGCAUGCAUCAAAUUCACAACGCGGGUGUGACUCCACCGUCGAACCUGCGAGCCCAAUGGAGGAGGCCUUAUUUAAGAUGACUAUUGAGCAACAUGUCAAGCUGCAACUGAAUCUCAGAGGAGGAAAGGCACUUCGAACCGCCGUCGAGGAGCACUAUCAGCCCGGUGUUGUCGCGGCCAUUAAUAUGGUCGGCAAGGACGCUGUGGUGCGCCGACUCCUCGUAUCUCGGCCAGUUGUAUCUCCGCUCUACAUGACUGGUCGGUGUACCCGUGGCUAUUGGGCAGUGACCACUGGUGGUCCGACCGACGAAGUCAUGUUUUUAAAGGACACCUGGCGAUACAAUGUGCCGCGAGUGAAAGAGGGCAAUAUCUUGGAAGAUCUGUCGGACGCUGGGGUGCCGCAUAUUCCACACUUGGUUUAUCACAGCGACGUACUGGUGCCAAUGAUGACCACCAAAGAGGAGAGCGAGGACGAAAGUGAGAACGAAGACAAUGACGAAGAAACGCCAGGCGUAUAUUUAAAUUUUCAGUGCACACAAUCGGAUCGAUACCAGCGAGCGCCGUGGGUGUGCAGUGGUGGACGUCGCGAAGUAUCUCUGACACCCCACGUACAUUAUCGGUUAGUGGUGGGCACCGUAGGAUAUGGGCUAGAUCGGUUCAAAGGAUCGGAGGAGCUCCUUUACGCUACUUACGAUGCAUAUGAAGCUAUGAUGGCUGCCUUCAACAUUGAAGACCCUGCGAAGCGUAGGCUCCACUGCGACGUCAGCUUGGGGAACAUCAUUCUAGUCAAGGAUCCGAAUUCCGACAGUACAGUUAGGCGUGGCUAUCUCAUUGAUUGGGAAUUUUCGUCGCUUGUGACCGAAGCAGAAAGCUCUCAAAGCCAGCACAAAACGGGCACCCUCCAGUAUAUGUCGCAACGUCUGCUGCAGCGGAAGAACGUUCAUCAUACAUUUCAGGAUGAUAUGGAAUCCAUAUUCUACGUCGUCCUCUACUGCAGCUUGCGAUGGUUACCCCAUAAUCGACCACCGAACGAGUUGGCUGAGACAUUGUGGAGAUUUUUUGAGAACGACUGGGUAAACAAAGACGGCAUUCGGAUGGGUGGCGACGGAAAGAUUUCGAAUAUGGUCACCAGGUGUCACACAACCGAUCUUCAUUUCCCAAGCCCGGGAAUUCAAUCGUGGCUUGAAGAAGUUAUGAACUUCUCUGCAGACUACGCCUUGGAGAAAGAUACUGGAUUUGCCGAGGUUUGGAGAAAUCCAGCAAGUUUUGCCGAGUUUUGGCGCGAUUUCCUUGACACCCACCAACUCUCCGCUGACGAUAGAUUUAAUCAUCGACUACCCCCAGCUCGUCGCCCUGGUGUCAUGAUGUCUUACCCCUUAACGUCGUCUGCGUCGCUCAAUUCUCGUGCAGUUCCUUCUGGUAAUACCACUACCUCUAGUCAGAGCUACCAGCUCUCUGACGGUGCUACAUCCAAUCGUCAGCAACCAAUACCUCGAGCUCACCAUUCUGGUGCCAUGAUGUCAGACGCUUCGACUUCGUCUGCGUCUUCCAGUCUUCAUACACCUUCUUCUGGGAUUACGACUACCCCGCCACUCAAGCGCAAGGCUGGGGAAGAGCCCAUUAACGCUCACUGCCGAGUUACUAAGCGAAUUGUUGUAAUGCCGGCACCCCGCAAAUACAAUACUAGGUCUUCGACUUCACUUGUCUCGGGAUUGAAGCGCAAAGUGGAAGGGGAGCUGGUUGAUCCUCGAAGAACGAAGCGUAAGGCAAAGAAAGGCCUCGCCGACGUGCAGGUGCGCGAGGCAAAGGGAAGGGAUGGAUCGGUCCGAGCUUUGGGAACCGAAAUUGGAUCUGCGACACGCUCAACGUUGACGACGCACAGAAGACGAGCGGAAGGCAAAAGGUUGGGAGCAGCUGCAGGCAGUUCUGGGUCACAAAGACGUCAACACAAUGCCUCCAGUCCGAAGAAGGGCACCUGA
This is a messenger RNA of Sparassis crispa, 2781 nucleotides long. RefSeq lists its product with no specific name. The transcript is spliced from 5 exons. NCBI's taxonomy places the organism in Eukaryota, Fungi, Basidiomycota, Agaricomycetes, Polyporales, Sparassidaceae. The record is from RefSeq and is a predicted model, not a curated record. The coding region runs from base 1 to 2781 and encodes 926 amino acids.